AUGUCCCCAAAACCCUACACCCUAACCUUCACCGGCGACGUCAUGCUCGGCCGCCUCAUCGACCAACUCCUCCCAACUCACGUCCCCAGCCCAACCGACCACGCCACAAUCACCAAAAUCCUCCAAGCCUACCCAUCCCUCAAAUCUUACUCCCCCCGUUCCCCCUGGGGAUCCGCCCUGCCCUUCCUCCACGCCUCAGACCUCAACCUCAUUAACCUCGAAACGGCCGUCACCACCGUGGACACGCCCUGGCCGAACAAAGCGUUCAAUUACAGGAUGCAUCCCCGCAAUCUGGAGGCCCUGAAAGUGGCCAACAUCGACUACGUGAGUCUGGCGAAUAACCAUACGCUGGAUUUCGGGGAGAUGGGGCUCGGGGAGACGGUUGAGGCGGUUAGGGGCGCGGGGAUUGCGUUUGCGGGUGUUGGGGAGGAGGGGCCGGCGGUUUUGAGGUUGGGGCCUAACGGGGAUGGUGGUGGUGGUGGUUCUUCUUCUUCUGCUACUGCUGGUGAUGGUGGCAGUGGUGAAUCGAAAGAGUAUAAAAUCCAUAUCUACUCCGCCUCAGACCACCCACGCGCCUGGUCCCGCAUCCCGCAGUUCAAUUUCAUAGAUUAUAGCUCUGCUACACGUGCAAUGCUCAAGACGCUCCUGACCCGCGGGGAGCAGCCCGCGCUGAAGAUCUUCUCGGUGCACUGGGGCCCGAACUAUGCGUGGCGGCCGGCCGGGGAGAUCCAGGCUCUGGCGCGGUUCCUGGUCGACGAGUGCGGGGUGGAUAUUGUGCAUGGGCAUUCGGCGCAUCAUCUGCAGGGCGUCGAGGCGUAUCGCGGCCGGUGGAUUCUGUAUGGGUGUGGGGAUUUCGUAGAUGAUUAUGCGUUGGAUGCGGAGUUUCGGAAUGAUCUUGGGGCCCUGUGGAGGGUUUUGGUUGAGGAGGAUGGGAAGGGUGGGUUGUCUUUGGGCAGGUUGGAGGUUGUGCCGACGAGGUGUCGGCUCUUUGAGGUCGAGG
This is a messenger RNA of Aspergillus nomiae NRRL 13137, 1000 nucleotides long. RefSeq names its product CapA family protein. The annotation marks the transcript as partial. NCBI's taxonomy places the organism in Eukaryota, Fungi, Ascomycota, Eurotiomycetes, Eurotiales, Aspergillaceae. The transcript has a single exon. The record is from RefSeq and is a predicted model, not a curated record.